GAACGAACGUCGGAGGUAGAGCACGUGUCUCUCGUCGCUCCGGGACCAACUUGGACUCCGACUCGUGACAUGAGCGCGUAAAUUGAACCGUCGAAUUUGACUUAUAAUCGAAAAUGCACAUAUUGGUGAUGGUGACGUGUGUGGCGGCGCUCGGCGCCGCCUUCAACAUAGAGAAUAGAGAUCCCAUAGUUAAGAGGAGCGACGACAAGGACUCCUACUUUGGAUACAGCGUGGCUCUGCACCGUGAGGAAAAAGAUCCCAACAGUCGCAAAUGGUUAUUAGUGGGUGCUCCAAGAGCAAACAAUGAUCAGCCAAACACGAACCGUUCAGGGGCCCUAUUUAAAUGUCCCAUCGACCACGACGUUGCAAAUUGCGUUCAAGUACCAACCGACGGGAAAAGAAAUGCUGCGGGGAUUUAUCUUACCAGUCACGAUUACGAGGACGAAACCGAAACCGACACGAAACUGAUGCCGCCGCUCGUGAACGAAGAGAUCAAAGACGACCAGUGGCUGGGCGUCUCUCUCAAGUCCCAAGGACCCGGAGGCCAGGUGGUGAUAUGUGCCCACCGCUACAUACAGAAGAAGAUGGCCGGUGAGAAGGAGUUCGACCAUUUAGGCAAUGGACUAUGUUACGUUCUGGACAAAAAGUUAGGGUUGGUGAGCAAUUGGGAACCGUGCAGGGGUCGCAUCGCCGACGGUUACUACAGACAUUUUGGCCUGUGCCAAGCGGGCGUCAGCAUUGAUUUCCAAGACGAGAUGUUGAUUGUUGGGGCACCAGGUGUUUACACGUGGCGCGGCAUCAUCAUGAGCAAAUCUAUCGAUGAAAAUUUUCUAAUGAAGGACAACACGGUUUAUCAAGCGCAUGUUGAUGUUGAAGACACAAUUCUCGAUAAAUACAGUUACUUGGGGAUGAGCGUCGCCAAUGGAAACUUCUUUAAGAAGAACGCGAUGGUAUAUGUGGCUGGGGCGCCCAGGUCCAAUCAUUCCGGGCAGGUGUUCUUUUACAGUAAGAAUAAGACGGAUAGUAUGGAACUGUUAAAAUUCAUCAGUGGUGACGGGGAUUUCACUUCGAGUUUCGGCUAUCAAAUCCUAUCCGAAGACAUCAACAGCGACGGGUACAGCGAUUUGAUAGUGUCAGCUCCGUUUUACUACGAUGACAAGACAAAUAGAGGCGGCAAAGUUUACGUGUAUACCAAUUUAAGGAACUGCUCGGGAUAUUCCGAUGAAUGUGCUUACAAAACGUUGACUGGCCCAAAGUCAUCCAGAUUUGGUUUCUCUUUGGCCUCACUAGGUGAUAUCAACAAAGAUGGAUACAUGGAUAUAGCAAUUGGGGCUCCCUACGAGGAACAUGGCGGUGCCAUCUACAUUUAUCUAGGCGGCAGCGAAGAACUUAAGCUCUCGCAGGUGAUUCGUGAAAAGCGUGGCACUAAGACUCUAGGGUACUCGCUAAGUGCCAACGUAGACGUGGACAAUAAUAACUACCCUGACUUACUCGCCGGAGAUUACGAAGGAAAUCAGGUGUUGUUGUACAAAACGAGGCCUAUUAUUGACAUCCAUAUUAAGAUUGAAAGUCAGGACAUAAAAAACAAAAUUAACGUGUCGAGCAAGGGAUGUUCGGAAGAUUUAAAUGCGAAUAACACUUGUUUCUCAUUCAAAUCAUGUAUCAACUUUGUGGGUGAUAUCAAGGGUAACAAACAUUUCGAUUUGCAUUUGUUGAUCAGAGAGAACACAACGACUACAAGACAAAGGGUUUGGAUUAAAAAUUCAAAUUUAAAAAGCAAUACGAAAAGUACAACGAUUAAAAUAGACAUUGUGAAAAGAACUUAUUGCACGCAAGAGAUAGUUUAUAUUGAAGAGUUCGUGAGAAACUAUCUAAAACCCAUUGAUAUGGUUGUAGAGUAUAAAUUGCCAGAUAUAGACCCUCACUCUCCAAUAUUGAAUAAGACGUCGAUAAAAAGUUUCUCGGUCGAAUUCCAGAAAGACUGUGAAUCCCAGUGCGUGUCUGAUUUGGUUCUGUCAAGAGCCCUCCUUCAAAACUUGACUAGCGUCCAGGUUAACGGCAAAGAGAAAUAUACAAUUCACUCAACCAAUGACAAAAUAGUGUUGGAAAUCGUGGUGGAAAACAGGGGGGAUUCGGCGUACGAAGCAAAAGUGUUUGUCGAACAUCCUGAACAAUUGGCAUACAACAAAAUCAUCAAUAAUAAAGUUGAAAAGAUGGAUUGUCAUCGAGAAAACAACACAUUGGUGAUGUGCGACCUGGGCAAUCCGUUCAAAAGGGUUCACGGCCCAGAAACCUUGUUGCUUAGCUUCGAAAUAAUAAAAUCGAAAGGAAGCUCGUUGCAUAAUUUGCCCAUAAAUGUGUUCGUCAAUUCGUCAUCAAUCAACAAAUCGCAUAAGACACGAUCCGAACUGUUGAUCUACCUCGAGAAAAUCGCCGAUUUCACCUUAUCCGCGAAAGCGACGAGCAACCUUCUGUAUUACGACCAAGUAAGAGGUGAAUCUGACAUGAAAACGUUAGAAGACGUCGGUCCAAGAAUACGACACAUAUACUCAAUAGAAAAUAAAGGUGACUGGGCACUGACUGAUGUGAACGUCACCAUUAACUGGCCCUAUCAGGUACGAAGUUCCGGCGAAAAUGGCAAAUGGCUUCUUUAUCUAGAGUCUAUACCCAACUCUGAAAGUAUAACUUGCACAUACGACAGAAGUCUGUUGAAUCCAUUGCGCUUGAACAUGUCGACGGACAAGGAAGACGAGGAGAUCGGAAAACUUGUACAAAUGAACACACGACGACGAAGAGACACAGCCAGAUGGAAGAGGGACGAAGACAAAGUUGUGGACUACACGAUAAAACACACCAACAAUCAAGACCGCAAAGUCGUCACCAUGGCAUGCGGAAGAUCGGCGCGAUGCACGGAGAUCAACUGUAGGAUUCGGCAAGUGCCCAUGCACUUGACCAUUUCAGUUGAGAUCAAAUCUCGGUUAUGGAAUUCCACUUUGGCUGAGGACUAUUCGAAUAUCGACUGGGUUUCGAUAAAGUCAUCGGCGAAUAUAUCUUUCAAUUCCGAGUUUACGCUCGCCGAGAACUCUAAAACAUUUGUUGUGGCGGAGACUAUAAUGUACCCUGAAGUACUGCCGCAACAUAUCAGCUACUGGUACAUUAUUCUGGCGGCAGUUUUGGGCAUUCUCGUACUAGGAUUGUUAAUAUUUGUGUUAUACAAGUGCGGCUUCUUCAAGCGCAAAAGGGCGAAAGAUGCAACUUUAAAAGGGGCUAUUAUCACUGAGGAGAACAAGGAAUUGCUAUGAACCGUUUUUAAUACGGAUUCUUAACCAAUUGUGAUAUUUAUCUUAUCGUGUAGGUGCUGCUGUAUAUAGUACUUAAUUUUGUGAACAAUUACGUUUACCCACCACUUUUAAUGAUCGUGUCGAAUAAUCAAAUGUUUUUCUUAGAGAGUAGUAAUAUUAUGUGGAACACUGCGUUUAUCCGCGGAAAUAAAUUUAAUAGUUGCAUAUGAAUGUAUAGUGUGUUGGAUACUGCCAUUUUAUUAGUGAAUUCACAACAUUCUAAUAAGAAAUAAUUAGAAUAUAUGCAAAUAUGUACUGAAUAUGUUGAAAUAUAAGACUGUAAAUACCAAUCGAAUUUUAACAGCAUAUUUGAGACCAAAAUUAUUAUAAUUAACACCAAAUCGUAUUACUAUCACAUUUUAUUCAUGCAGUAACUAGCUACAAUUUUUUCAUCAAUCAUUUUUGUUAUUUAAUUUUAAGUGUUUAAAUAAAAUGAGUGAAUGUAUAGAUAUGAUGCAUUACUAUAUUAUUAAGCAAAUACUUUUAGGCUAUGUUGUAAAUAUUUUAUUUUAUGGAGUAUUUCAUAAUGUUUUUAAAUGUACAUUUUUAAAUUAAACGUUAAUAAAACCUUUAUAUAUA
Aethina tumida (small hive beetle) is the source of this 3920-nucleotide messenger RNA. Its product is annotated as integrin alpha-PS1. The transcript is spliced from 11 exons. Lineage: Eukaryota; Metazoa; Arthropoda; Insecta; Coleoptera; Nitidulidae. The record is from RefSeq and is a predicted model, not a curated record. The coding region runs from base 114 to 3302 and encodes 1062 amino acids. Gene Ontology annotation, cellular component: integrin complex; external side of plasma membrane. Gene Ontology annotation, biological process: cell-matrix adhesion; cell adhesion mediated by integrin; integrin-mediated signaling pathway. Gene Ontology annotation, molecular function: integrin binding.